AGCGCCGGGUUUUCUAUCAGUGACAGUGAAGGGAUUCUGAGAGCGUCUAAGUUGCUGUACUGAAAACAGUAUGUUGAUAUAAUGCUGCAACAAGAAUUAAUUGAACUUUUGGGGUCUGGUACACCAAGAAUUCUUGCAGAUAAGAUACCAGUAACUGAAAAAAGGGAAUUCGAGUUUGCAUUUCAACAAAAAGAAAAAGAGAGAGAAGCAGAAAAUGCUGUUUCACCGUUCAGAUUUAGACCUCAACGAAUUCGCGUUGCUGUAGAGGAUGAAUAUUUUGAAGAUGGGGACAUACAUCGGCACAUGUAUCUACAAGAUGUCGUAACGUCUAUUGCUGAUGAUUACCAGCCUCCAACCAUUUCUGAGUUCAGAUGUCACAUUGCGGGAUGCAUACAGUUAUUUGACACAUUGGAAGGAUACGAACACCACUACAAUUCAUUACAUCGACAUGUAUGCUCCAACUGCAAACGUUCUUUUCCGUCAAAUCGACUACUGGACAUACACAUCUUGGAGUGGCAUGACUCUCUCUUCCAGGUCAUGGCGGAGAAGCAGUGCAUGUAUGAGUGCUUGGUUGAGGGAUGUGGACUGAAAUUCAUAACAAGCAAAGAGAGGAAAAAUCAUCUAAUCAGAACGCAUAGCUAUCCUGCAAACUUCAGAUUUGACAAAUCAAAGAAAAGUGGAAGAAUUCGAGAAAAAAAGGUUCCACAACAGAAGGAUGCUCAUAUGGAGGUUUCUGCAACUAGUCAGCCAGAGAACGCUGAGUCAAUGGAUUUCUCCUUGACUUCAGAGCCAGAAAGCCUGAAGACUGUAGAAACCAAUCCAGUGCAUGCAACUAUUCCAAAGCCACAAUAUUCAUACAAAGUUCCGCCAUCCAUUUGCUUUGGUCAAGGCUCAGUCAGAGGGUUCAGAGUAGGAAGAAGGAAGAAGUAGGCCAAAGCUUUCAUUUAAUGAAUAUUUGUCAUGUAUCCACAUGCAUGGUAAAAUUACCAUUUGUUUUUUUCAGAGCAGGAUUUUGCAAUAAAACAUUUCUUAAAGCAA
Messenger RNA from Myxocyprinus asiaticus (Chinese sucker), 1038 nucleotides. Its product is annotated as zinc finger protein 511-like. The transcript has 6 exons. The coding region runs from base 82 to 930 and encodes 282 amino acids. The record is from RefSeq and is a predicted model, not a curated record. Lineage: Eukaryota; Metazoa; Chordata; Actinopteri; Cypriniformes; Catostomidae.